This is a messenger RNA of Amphibalanus amphitrite, 3854 nucleotides long. It is a transcript of the gene cass, whose product is annotated as apoptosis inhibitor 5-like. Gene Ontology annotation, biological process: negative regulation of apoptotic process. The transcript has 9 exons. The record is from RefSeq and is a predicted model, not a curated record. Gene Ontology annotation, cellular component: nucleus. NCBI's taxonomy places the organism in Eukaryota, Metazoa, Arthropoda, Thecostraca, Balanomorpha, Balanidae. Bases 296 to 1873 code for a protein of 525 amino acids. Gene Ontology annotation, molecular function: RNA binding.
AGGAGUCUGAAAAAAUAUGUGCCCAAUACCGGCUUGCGCGGGGCGCGUGUGUCUCUUUCGCGCGGGUGUUGUGGCUUGUGCGCGUGUGUAUAGUGAUAGGAGUUGAGGCUGAAAUUGGCUGAAAUAAUUAUUCUCAAUCCGUUGCAACAAAAAUUAAAACUUCAUAUUGAUAAACAUCAGCAGACAUCUUUAUUCUGUGAACAUCAGUUUUGUACUAUUGCCUCCAUUUGCCGUUUUCGCUGGAUUAAGUGUAGGGACCAGCGUGUAUUUUUCUUAGUUUCUGCAUUCGCUAAAAAUGGAUAUUGUUGAGAGAUUGUAUAAAAAUUUUGAAAUCCUGAGCAGUGCCAAAGAUAAAGCGAAGGAGCAUGAAAAGGAGUAUCUUGAAAUUCUUGAAGCUGUCAAAGGGAAUGCCAACGAGAAGCGUCUUGCAUCACAGUUCAUUGCUCGGUUCUUCAAACAUUUCCCCAACUUGGCGGAUCAGACCAUUGAUUCAAUUCUAGACCUAUGUGAAGAUGAAGAUACCUCAAUCCGUAAGCAGGCGAUCAAGGAUCUUCCGCAGCUGUGCCGCGAGAACCGGACAUUCCUGCCCAAGAUCGCGGACGUGCUGGCGCAGCUGCUGCAGUCGGACGACACCACCGAGAUCAAGGAGGUGCACAGCUCGCUCACCGUCCUCUUCAAGAUCGACGCCAAGGGAACCCUGUACGGCCUGUUCUCACAGAUCCAGUCAGAUGAGGCAGAAGACAAUGUGAUCAGGGAACGCACCAUCAAAUACCUGGCGGCCAAAGUGAAAACGUUCGAUAAGGAGGUCAUGAACAAAGAGGCGGAGGAAAUACUCUGGACUGAAGUCAAAAAGUCACUGAAGGACGUUUCUGGCGAGGAGUUUGUCCAGUUCCUGGACAUCCUCUCAGGCACACAGACGGGCCGCACCGUUAGCGGCCACCAGCAGGUGCUGCAGCUGGUUCAGGAGCAGCUCGACCCGGCCGACCAGCUCGACCUCACCGACUCAGAGAGCGCCGACAAGCUGCUGCUCUGCAUCCGACAGGCCAUCAGAUAUGUCUCGCGUCAGACGCGUCCCACGCAGCUGGUGGGGUACCUGGUGGACGCCGUGGUGCCGCGGCUGGAGCAGCUGUCGGCGGACGCGCAGCUGGAGCUGCUCAAACCGCUGGCCGAGAUGUCACAGUACUGCGGCGAGCUGGAGGAGACGGCCGCGCGCUGCGACAAACUCUAUGCCGCACUCACGGACCGUAUGCCGCUGCCGCCGCCUGUCACCGAGGAGAAUGGCGCCGUCGGCGAUCCGCCCAGCCUCGAGUUCUCACACAUCGAGUGUCUGAUGUUCACGCUGCACCAGCUGGCCAGGAGGGUGCCCAGCUGGCUCACAGACGACGCAGACCGACUCAAGGAGUUCAGACUCAGACUCCAGUACCUGGCGCGAGGCACUCAGGCGUACAUCAAGUCGCUUCGUGAGGCCUUGAAGGACGCUGACCUCAAGUCUGAGGAGAACAAGCUGCGCGCCGUGGCUCUCAAGACCACGUCCAACAUCAACACGAUGAUCAAGGACCUGUUUCACACGCCGCCCAGCUACAAGAGCACCGUCAGCCUGUCGUGGAAGCCGCAGGCCGGAUCGGCCACCGCGCAGCAGCAUCAGAAGGUGACCGCCGAGUCGCCGACCGCCAAGCCGGGCGACAAGCGGCGGGUGCCCAUCACGUUCGGCGGUCAGGACAGCGCCAACAAGAACAAGGACGGCCGGCGCAUGUACCAGCCGCCGAGCGGCAAGUACAGCGAGCGCGCUGGAGGGUACCGCGAACAGGGCGGCGGUCAGCGGGGCGGUCAGCGCGGUGGACGGGGCCGCUUCCGGGGAGGCAACCGCUACUGAGCGCCCCGCGGGCGGAGAACUGUACAAACUGCUGAGAGAGGGGAGACACAGGCAGGGAAGGUGGGAGAGAGUGGGAGGCGAGGCGAACAAAGGAGUGAAGGACUGACCGGUGUCGUCUACUGCCUGGAGUUGUGGGACGUCAGUUUGAGUUUGGGAUGCAUGUGAGUGAGCUCAGAGAGUUGUACUGCGGUGACUGAGUUUGUGAAUACGCAACGGGCGCGUCAGUUGGAGGAUCUGCAGCGGCCUGACGAAUACCGUGUUCUCUGUGUGUCUGUUGUUCGGACGUGAACGGCCAGCUUCUGAGCGAGUGAGCGAGCGACCAGUACCGGAGCUGUACCGUCGGCCAUACGCCGAUAACGCACUGUCCAGCCGCAAGCUGGCGGUUGACGCAGGGCGGGAAAGGUGUAUAAUCGUGCGACCCCGCUGCCUGAUGUUUCGCCGUUCACUCGUUCAGUUUCUUCGCUUUUUUAUUCCCCUUGCAAUAAUGUUCUCCGUCUGUGGCUGCACUGUUCCUCUUGUCACAACAACCACCGUACGCAUCAAGCCCGAUCCUUGGCUUCCUUUACUCACAUGUUCUCUAAAUGCCACCUUUGUACGAUUCCUGUCCCUCUUGUAGAAAUUGCACCACUGCAAGAUGCGACGCCUUUCCAGAUGGAAGAUGUAGAAGAUUCUCAGCGGCUACCAAUCCGGUACUAUUUUGAACACAUUUCAAAGUUUGAAGAAAGUAGAAACAGGAAAAAAUGGGAUUGAAGUAUGAACAUGAGUUGACAAACUUGUUCUCGGCAAGACACGACAAUAAUAUUCUUCGAAGAAAAUGCAAUGGUAAAAUAACAUGAAGGGACGUUGCUGAAAUAAAGCGCAACCACUGUAAUUGCUCCACAAAACGCAUCGUAGCAAGGACGUAUCCAAGACAAUGGCUUCUUCAAGCUGUGGCGGUCAGAAAAGAAGCAAAAACAACGUUGAAAGCAAAGCAACUCCUGCACUGGAGGCCGUGGCCGUGGCAGACGAAGACAGUCAUAAAAGAGACUCAAGUGAAGAAAAAAAAACAUCCAGGGAGCGAGGGCCGUUCGGAGUGUUGCUCGUAUCUUCAAGUCCUUACUCAAUAUCCAAUGCUGUAUACCUGUGGCGCACCAUGACUCAAGCCACAUCUCCGAACUGGGCCAGUACUGAUGCCUGAGCUGUCAUCUGUCUAGAACUCGGCCUGUCUCGGUAACGUGAGCUGUCAUAUGUCAGAACUCGGCACUGUCACCACGAAGAUGAAGCCGCCUGUGUGCUGUCGGCGGUGACAGCUCUGUCGAUACUGGUCUGCCACGGCGCUGAUAUCGGUCUGUCACGGCCGCUGGGAGCUUCACUACGGGCGGCGACCUGGACCUGCUGGCAACCGGAGCUGGCGAACGUCGGAGGAACGCCAGGAGCGGUGGAUCUUCCGGCGACCUUCACCCCUCCCCGCUCUCUAACCAUUUAUUUCUUCCAUCCACAGGAAUAGUGAGCGACGUCAGUCGUGGCCAGCCUGUACUUUGGCUUUGGAUGGGAGCGUGGACGCGUUCAUACAGCGCAGCUUGCUUCUCUUUCACAGGUAGAUGGAGCAAACUGGACCCGUGUCUUUUUGCUGAUGUUUUCAGGAUCUCCUGAAGAGACAGAGUGCGGAAGUGCAGCAUGUAACGCCAAUCUUUCUUCAUAUUUCCCAGGUCUCAGUGGCGUCCUGCACUGCCAGCGUUUCUUUGCUUUCACAGGCGCCAGCUCUAGCCCAGUCGGAUGGAGACUUGUACCCGCACAAUGUGGCCCCGGCGUCGUGCCGUGCGUGCGUGUGUGUGUGUUUGAGAGUUCCCCCGCCCCUCUCCCUCCCAGUAGCCCGUUGGCAGUAUUCCAGGUCCCGUCACUGCGCCCAGGUGAGUUGGGAGGCUCUGCGGGGCAGCUGUGCGCCACCUUUUAUCCAGUUUGUCCUCGAUGUUGUGACAUUUCAAUAAACAGCCACAGCUAA